GAUAAGUAUAUAAAACUUAGACAGAUAAAUUUUAGACAGAUGGUUUGGAUAAAUGUACUGAUCUGAAGAGUUUCUAAUGACAAACUUCAUUUAACAAUGACCUGCAUUUUUCUCAUCCACCAAGAUAAUGGCUUGUUUCAUUUGUAUAUAGUGGACAAGGUGGAAAAUAUGGAUAUAUUUUGAGUUGUGGUUUUCUACAGUAGUGCCUUCUAUAGAGGAUAACCGUAGGAAUAGAGAAGUUGUGAACAGUAUUGUGCAAGUGACAUUUGUUUCAAUAUGAGUAGAUACAUUUCCCAUUAUUGCUAUGGACUGGCUUAAAAACAAAGGUCUUCAGAGAGAAGAUAUUGAGGAACAAAUCUAAAAAAUAUAUCAGUGAAUCAUAUGGGGAGCAGCAAAAUGACUGAGGGGCUAUAUGUCCUACUCUCUACACUGAUGUUUAUGGAAGAUAUUCAAGGCUCUGCCUUGCUGGACUCUCUUGACUGUGUCAAUGACUUCAGAACACAUUGGAGCUGUCAGUGGAAUGAAAGCUCAGCUGCUCACACCAUAUUUCCCAUGAGCCUUUACCACUGGAGCAGUGUGAAAAGAAAUGUUACGAAAUGUGACAUCUUGUAUACCAAACACGAUGGGGGCCCUAACCUGAGACGGAGUUGCCGGUUGAAUACAACGUUCUCCAUCCACAUGACAGACAGUUUCUCCUUCCUACCAGAAAGAGUCAUACAGACAGAAGCCAACAUCAUUCCUGCCAACACGGUGAGGACUUUACCACCGGAAGGACUGAAGCUCCAUCUAUCUAAUAAUGGGUCUGUCACUCUGGGUUGGAAGAGUCCAGUUCACCUGCACACUCCUUGGUCUCUGCUUUACCAGAUAUCAUACUAUAGACAUGGCUGGGAAAAGUGGGAGGAUGCAGCUUCACUUUAUGUUGUAGACGAGGUGGAAGUCAGUUUAGAGCCCCAGCUGUUAGUUCCUGGAAGUUCCUACAUAUUUCGAGUACGGGCUAUAUAUCAUGAUGGGCAACACCACAAGGGCUUAUGGAGCAUGUGGAGCAGAGAGCUGACCUGGGACAUUCCUAAAGGCGACAAGGCAGGCCCCCAAAACUUGCUUUGUGAGUACAAUGGCGUGACUGAGAUGAGAUGCAGUUGGGAGGUAAUGGAAGAGGUCACACAAUCUGUGUCUUAUGCCCUCUAUUAUAUUGAAUACCCCAAGGAGGCUGACAGUAAGACCGCUGGACUCCUUAACACCACCUACUCUGCAAGGGAGAAGAAAUGCAUCCCUCAAAAGAGUACUUCUGUGGCUGGAACCUCCUAUGUACUCUAUAGCUGUACUUUGGAGAUACCCCCAAACCAGGCAUACAAUUCCUUUAACAUCCAAGUCAGACCCCAUGAGGCUGUAAAGACGUUCACACCAUGUAAGAACAUUCAGACUCAGCCCCCUACAAAUAUCAAAGUAGAAGAGAGGUCAGACAAUGGUUACAUGGUACAUUGGAACCCUCCAGUUCCGGCUUUGCACAACAUCCAACUGGCUUACCAGUUAUGUUACUGGAAACAGGGUGACACAGAAUGUCCUCCUCACCUGCUGUUUAAUGUCUCUGGUAAUAUUCCUGAGUAUUAUAUACUGAGUUCUGCACUCCAGGCAUCUAGUAACUAUGCAGUAAAAGUUCGUACAAGGCCUGACCACAGUCAGCCAUACUUCAGUGGUCCUUGGAGUGACUGGAGCUAUAGGGCAUCCUGGAAAACCAGAAAAACAGCAAAUGACAAGAUCGUAUUUCUAAUUGUACCUGUAAGUGUGAUAGUCCUCCUAAUUUGUGUGCGGUUCCUGUCUACGUUUGUCAGCAGACUCAAGAAGCGCUGGGAGAACGCUUUACCAAAUCCUAGUAAGAGUAAGCUACUAAGCAACCUGGGACACCAGAGUUGGAUCAUCCCCACAUACACAAGCAAUAAUCAUGCAUUGGAAAUGCAAUCUUCUGUUUGUAUCCAUGAGGGUGCACAUUUGGACCGAUUACCUGGAGAAAUAGAAGAAUCUGUUGAUGAGAAGGCACCAAAAUCAAGUGACUGCCUACUUGGACCGUAUGCAGCUGUCCCUCCAACACAGAGGAAUGUGCAGAUUCCCUACUCCAGAGAAGCACUGCCGGAAACUUUUAAGACAAAUAUUGACCUUAGGGAACCUCUAGCCGCUUCUGCUGAACAGCACGCCCAGUGCUACAAUGACCCAUGCCUCCUCUCUUCUCCUGUUCAAUCUUUAUUAAAUUUGGGGAAAAGAAGCAUAAAGAACACAGGGUAUUUUAGUCUUCCCAGAUUCCAAACUGAGAUAUUUGGUGUUCCUGAGCAGGUGACUAUAUGUAGCAAGUCUCUGCAUCCCAGGGAGCAAACGGGUUAUGUGAUGGGCAUGGGAGCACAGGUCCCUCCUCAGCUAUCCCAAACAAAGAUUAUGAAAACGAUAGGUAACAAGUGUAAUACUUACUUCCCUGUGCCUCAGUCUUCUGAAAUCCAGGUUCCUGUAGAUGAACAUUUAAUUGUAAUAAACCCAGAUGACAAAAGGCCUCUCGUGUUGAGACAGAUAGGGGAUUAUUGUUUUUUUCCAGGAAGUCAUGAAAGCCAAGAAAAGUUAGAAAGGAAACUGGGACCAAACAGUGAACGUAAAGAGCAACAACUUCUACAGGAUUCUUCUCCAGGCGCUGUAGAGGCAUUCAAGGUUAUGCAAAGGGGUUGCCUUGCUUUGCCACAAAUAUAAAGGCUUGAUUUACACUGUGCAUUUAUACUGCAUUGCUCUCCUCCUAUACCCACUGUAAAAUACCUCCAGUGUCAACUGUCUCUGCCUCUUUCUCUCUCUAAAUAUCCUCCACUUCUUAGCCCUGUGUUGUAGCUCAAGCUACU
This is a messenger RNA of Spea bombifrons (plains spadefoot toad), 2870 nucleotides long. RefSeq names its product colony stimulating factor 2 receptor subunit beta (gene CSF2RB). Gene Ontology annotation, cellular component: membrane; external side of plasma membrane. The record is from RefSeq and is a predicted model, not a curated record. The transcript is spliced from 14 exons. The coding region runs from base 382 to 2727 and encodes 781 amino acids. Gene Ontology annotation, biological process: cytokine-mediated signaling pathway. NCBI's taxonomy places the organism in Eukaryota, Metazoa, Chordata, Amphibia, Anura, Pelobatidae. Gene Ontology annotation, molecular function: protein binding; cytokine receptor activity.